CAAGUGCAUUGCUCAAUUCACUGUGAUAAUUUCUCUUUGGAUGAACUCAAAGUUAACCUUAAUUAUAUCUGUAAAAUCCUCUUUGCUACCUAAGGUAAUAUAAUUAUAUUUCCAUCAUGUUCACAGAUGUCACCCACCCAGAGUCAAGCACAGAGCAUUAUUACAAGGAGUGAAGUCCAGGUCUAUAUGCAUCCAUGAAAGCCAACAACUCAGAAAUAGACCCACACAGUAUGGCCAGUUGAGGUUCAGUGAUGUUUCCAAACCCUUCAAUGGAAAAAGCAUGUAAUAAUUCAUAAUAUUUGUAGACAUAUCCACGUCGUCUGGUAAGAUGGAUAACAGAAGAAAUCCAGCCUGUCUCAACAUGAAAUGUGGAAUUUGGAAUUGGCAUCCAGAUCUGUCUAUUGUUGUGUGACUACCAGCAAUCUCCUUCGAGUCAGCUUCAUUCCAGCAUGUCCAACGUGCCCCUUGUGCUGCUGUGUGUCGUCCUGGGACUGGUUGGGCAUGUACACGGAACUGUGCUGAGAAAUGAAGACAAAUGGAAACCACUCAGUAACCCCAGAAACCGUGACCUGUUUUUCAGAAGCCUUCAGGCGUAUUUCAAGGGCAGAGGUCUUGAUCUUGGAAGGUUUCCAAACACUUUCUCCGUGAAUGAGAAUCCCAGACCCCUCUCUUUCCAGUCGGAUCUUAUUGCCUCUGCAUUUGCUGACUAUGAAGAGCAGAAAAACUCCUUUCCCAGUUAACUCAAAGGCUGAGUGUCUUCGGAGCGCAGGUAUCUGGCUAUUUCAAAACCACAGAUGAAGCUUAGAAAAGUCAACCAUGGUCUUGACUACACUUUUGUUAUUUUUCUCCUUCAUUUUUAUUUGUUUGUAAUGAUGUUGUUCCACAUUUCCAAAUUUAUAUAUAAAUAAGUGGACCUUCAAGAUAUGUGUACCUUAUGUAUAUGUUUUUGGAGUGUUUCUGCUUCCGUAACUAAACAUUAACAAAGAGCAUUGAGUGCAUUUGUAGGAAUUUUUAAAAUGUCACACAGUAAGAGAGGUGAUAAACUUUCCAAUUCGAGGUUGUCUUCAGGCUUGUCUGUUAAACUUGCCUUUUACAUUUAUCACCUUUUAUCAAUCAUUAUUUUUAGGUGAAAGGGACCUCAUUCAUUGCAAUAGGAGUUUUGUUUUAAAAUUUAUCUUUUUUCCCUAAA
Ochotona princeps (American pika) is the source of this 1189-nucleotide messenger RNA. RefSeq names its product chromosome 5 C2orf66 homolog (gene C5H2orf66). Lineage: Eukaryota; Metazoa; Chordata; Mammalia; Lagomorpha; Ochotonidae. The transcript has 6 exons. The record is from RefSeq and is a predicted model, not a curated record. Bases 450 to 740 code for a protein of 96 amino acids.